CUUAAUGCGCCAUAAACAGGACCGUCGCCGCAGAAAGAUGUUCUCGGACUAAGAACAUUUAUCCUAGUUUGGACUGUGCGCUCGGUUCUACGGCGGAAUAGGUCAGAGGUACAAAGCUAAGCUAAGUCUGUACACCUUUGUGCUCGUUUCGUGGAUGAUAAGAAAGUAAACAGCUAGUUGAACUUGGCGCUGGCUGGCCCGCAGUGUGUCGUCGGUGUCGCUCAGUAACGCAGGUUAAAUAAGUAGCAGGUAUUUAGCUUAGCUUGGUUGGAGUGGAGAGCGAUUCGCGUCGCGACCAAAAGCAGGUUUAAACCGAGGAAAUCACGAAAGAUGCCGGAGCUCGAAGUCGGAGGACCAGAUGGGUUCAGCCCUAGAAGGCGGCGGCGCAGUCGCUCCAGCAGUCCGACCAGCGAGGCGAGUCCAGCAGCCAAGAGCUCCAGACACGACGGUCCUGAAGAGCGGUCAGCAAGGUGGGCAGAUGGCAAAGACAGGAGCAGAAACCGUUUCAGGACCUGGAGCUCCCGCAGCAGGUCGAGGUCUAGGUCGAGGGAACGGGAGAAAUUAUCCUGGGACAGAGGACACAGAGGAUCCGACUAUUAUGAUAAGAGGGACGACGCUCAGCGACAAAGACAAGAAGCUUUCAUCGCCAGGCGUUUGCAAGAACGGGAGAGGAUUGGUGAACUGGGUUGUCCUGAGGUCUGGGGUUAUUCACCAAGAGUCAGAGAACCUGACUCAGAUGAACACACUCCUGUUGAAGAGGAUGUAAAAAACAGCAGCUCGGAUUCAAGUUCAGAAGAGGAAAGAAAAAAGAAGAAGAAAAAGAAGAAGAAAUCAAAGAAAAAGAAAGCCCAGAAGCACUCUGAGGAAAGCGAGUCUGAAAGUGACUCUGAAGAAGAGGUGAAAAAGAAGAAAAAGAAGAGGAAAAGUAAAAAGAAGAAAUCAAAGAAGAAGAAGGCUAAGAAGAGCAGAAAAGAGUCCAGUAAUUCCAGCAGCGAUCAGUCUGCAGAAGAAGAAGAGGAUAUGAAUGAAGAGCUGUGGGUCGAGAGAACUGCUUUGGAUGAACAUGUUUUUGGACCUGAAGCACCGUUAACUCACCUGUCACAGGAUGAUAAACCAUUAGAUUUUGGUCAUGCUUUGCUACCCGGUGAAGGUGCUGCCAUGGCAGAAUAUGUUAAAGCAGGAAAGCGUAUUCCAAGAAGAGGUGAAAUUGGUCUGACCAGUGAUGAGAUUGCAGAAUUUGAGAAGUCUGGCUAUGUGAUGAGUGGAAGCAGACAUCGGCGUAUGGAGGCUGUGCGUUUGAGAAAGGAAAACCAGAUUUACAGUGCAGACGAGAAGAGGGCCCUCGCAUCCUUCAACCAGGAGGAAAGGAGAAAACGGGAAUGUAAAAUCCUUUCCAGCUUAAGGGAAAUGGUAUACAGAAAGACUAAAGGCAAAGAAGAAAAGUAGACUGUCAAACACAGUGCUAACAUUUGUCAGCCUUCUUUUUUUUUAUUUUUAUAAUUUAGUUGACUUUUUUUUUUUUUUGUAUUGAAUGUUGAUUUUAUGGUUUCUUGUAAAUCCUUGCCAUACAAAGUAUAGUGAGAGAUUCAGAAAUCAAUGCUUUUGUGUUUUUGAGUCAUCAUCCUAAAGAUUAUCUAUUGUAUUAUGGUUUAGAAGGGUUUCCCUAACACAUCUCUUUAAACAUUUAAUUAUAUGUUGUGAAUUAAAACGUUUAAUAUACUAAUAAAUCUGCAAACUCUGAAAAUUAA
Messenger RNA from Pygocentrus nattereri (red-bellied piranha), 1748 nucleotides. It is a transcript of the gene nkap, whose product is annotated as NFKB activating protein. The record is from RefSeq and is a predicted model, not a curated record. Gene Ontology annotation, cellular component: nucleus. Lineage: Eukaryota; Metazoa; Chordata; Actinopteri; Characiformes; Serrasalmidae. Gene Ontology annotation, biological process: regulation of gene expression. The coding region runs from base 331 to 1446 and encodes 371 amino acids. Gene Ontology annotation, molecular function: chromatin binding. The transcript has 8 exons.